This is a messenger RNA of Malassezia vespertilionis, 1854 nucleotides long. RefSeq names its product eukaryotic sulfide quinone oxidoreductase. Gene Ontology annotation, molecular function: sulfide:quinone oxidoreductase activity; FAD binding. NCBI's taxonomy places the organism in Eukaryota, Fungi, Basidiomycota, Malasseziomycetes, Malasseziales, Malasseziaceae. The record is from RefSeq and is a predicted model, not a curated record. Gene Ontology annotation, cellular component: mitochondrion. The coding region runs from base 1 to 1854 and encodes 617 amino acids. The transcript has a single exon.
AUGUUCCUGGGAUCUGUCCGAGCCGUUGUUCACCAACGCGGGCCAACACGCCUCUUUUCUACAUCUACAUUGGCAGCCGAUGCUUCCCACAAGGUAGUCGUUGUCGGUGGUGGUACUGCAGGCUUGACUGUAGCGCACCAGCUCUUGCGUUCUGAAAAAUUUAAGCAAGACGAUAUCGCGAUUGUGGAGCCAUCCGAGUGGCAUAACUACCAACCCGGAUGGACACUUGUCGGAGGUGGUCUUUCUACACGCGAUGCAAUGCGCCGCAAAGUAUCUUCGUUGAUCAAUCCCAAGAUCCAGCUGUAUCAAGAUGCAGUAUCAACGUUCGAGCCUGGGCAGAACCAAGUGACGACUGCGAGCGGUGAAAAGCUUACAUACGGUGACCUUGUUGUUGCUUCUGGCUUCGAAAUCAAUUUGGACAACAUUGAAGGGCUCGGAAAGGCGCUGGCAGACCCGAACUCCAAAGUCGCCUCAAUCUACACCUACGCCACAGUGGACAAGGUCUUCAACAAGAUCAAAGCGUUCAAGAACGGAAAAGCGAUUUUCACGCAGCCCGGUUCACCCAUUAAGUGCGCUGGUGCGCCGCAGAAGAUCAUGUGGAUGGCUUUGGACCUGUGGACGAAGGCGGGACUCUUUAAGCCGCACAACCCGGACUCCCCUGUUGACGUCGACUUUGCUACCGGCAUGCCCACCAUGUUUAGUGUUCCCAAGUACAGUGAAGUGCUUAACAAUCUGCGUGAAGAGCGCGGUGUAGGCGGGCUUUUUCAACACGAUCUGGUCGCGGUCGAAGACGACACGGCCAUUUUUGCGCUUCCCAGCGGCGAAAAGGUUCGCAUGAACUUCGACUUUUUGCACGUCACGCCACGGAUGAAACCUCCCAAGUUUCUCGCCGAUUCCCUGCUCGCUAACGAGGCAGGUUAUUGCGCUGUUGACCCUGCAACCCUGCAAAGCGUCAAGUUCGACAACGUAUGGGCGCUUGGCGACUCGAGCUCGCUUCCGACGAGCAAGACGGCUGCUGCUAUUACCGGCGAAGCACCUGUCCUCGUUGAAAACCUCUUGUCUGCUAUUGAGAAGAAGCCGAUAGUGGGUCAGUACGACGGAUACACUUCUUGCCCACUCAUUACCGAGUACGGCAAGGUGCUCUUGGCCGAGUUUGUGUACAACGCCUUGCCCAAAGAAACUUUUUCCAAGUAUGGUAUCGAUCAGUCGAAACCCCAGUCUGUGUUCUACCAUCUUAAAAAGUCCUUCUUCCCGUGGGUGUACUUUAACAGCUUCGUCAAGGGCACUUGGAAUGGGCCCAAGGGCUGGAGCUUUGGCUUGCGUGGAUACGCUUCGAACGCAUCCCCGAACCAGAAGCGCGGAUUUGCAACGAGCGCUAUUUCGUUGCGUAAUGCUCCGGUGCGACGCCCUCGCGACCCUUUGAAUACCGGCCGUUCUUCGCGUUCGGUUUUAGAAUCGGGCGCAACAUUUAUUUCCCGUGCGCCUCCCACGCCUGUUUCUGGCCGCACGACCUUGGAAAGUGCCAAUGCGCUUUUCGACAGUGCUGUGCCGGUAAGUGAGGCGGAUCUCGGUUCGCUGCCUCCUCAAUUGCGCCAGCGUACGUCGGGCAAGACUCUCACUGAGACGGAAAUUGCACAGAUUCAGCAGCUUCGUGCAGAGGCACCAUACAGUAACACUGCUGGCAAGCUCGCCAAGCAGUUCGGUUGCUCGCCUACGUUUGUAAGCAUUGUUGCACCUGUGCCGAAGCAAAUCCGUAACGCCCGUGCUGCUGAGCGCAAGCUUCAGAGUGCUACAUGGGGCAUGAACAAGCGCGUUGCCUCUGAGGAGCGUCGCGAGCGUCGCGCCCUUUGGUAA